GUAAAAUGUCCUGUUCGAUUUCUUGAAUCGACCCAACUUUUUUAAGACUGUUAAUAAACGAACUUCGUAAAGCCGAUGCUGAUACAUUCACUUAUUCAGUUCUGGCCUAUCUGUCGUUAAGAGAGGUUGUGCGAUUUUACUUCUUAAUUUUAUAAUAGAAUUCAUUAAGUAAUCGGUCAUAACAAACAAGUUUCUUUUAUUUGUCAUUUAUUUUUUAUAUAUUUUAAUUUUUUCAUCAUUGUAUCUAUUACAUUAAAGUGCAACACUUGUUCAGUAUUAUAAUAGGCAAUUUAAAAACAUGCCUUGUCCAUUUUUAACUCAUCUUUCUGCAAAUUAUAUUCGAAAUUAUGGAACUUCUAUAAUUAUGAAUUAUCGUCAACUUUGUCCAGUAAUGUCUCAGUUUUUUAGUACUCAGACAGAUAUUGCAGAUACUCAACAAAUUGAAAAUACUAUAAAUGGUCAAUGUCCAUUUCUUGCUAAAGAACAAAAUGCUAUAAAAAUUGCUAGUACUAUAAUUGAAGAAGAUAUUAUCAAUGUAUCAUCCAUAGAAUCAAAGGAAAAAGCAAGUUUUCCAUAUGAAGAAUUUUUUCAUGAACAGAUUAUGAAAAAAAAAAAAGACCACUCUUAUAGAGUAUUUAAAAAAGUCAAUCGAUUAGCAGAGAAUUUUCCAACUGCAAUAGAAUAUUCUUGGGGAGAAAAACCAAUCACUGUUUGGUGUUCUAAUGAUUAUUUAGGAAUGUCACGACAUCCUACAGUAAUACAUUCUGUUCGAGAAGCAUUAGACAAAUUUGGUACAGGAGCAGGAGGAACCAGAAAUAUAUCUGGAAAUUCCAUGGGACAUGAAAUAUUAGAAAAAAGACUUGCUUCUUUGCAUCAAAAAGAAGCUGGUUUGUUAUUUACCUCUUGUUUUGUUGCUAAUGAUUCUACUUUAUAUACUUUAGCAAAACUUCUACCACAUUGUCAUAUUUUUUCUGAUGCUGGAAAUCAUGCAUCUAUGAUUCAGGGUAUAAAAAACAGUGGAGUACCAAAGCAUAUUUUUAGGCAUAAUGAUGUACAACAUCUUGAAGAACUUCUUUCCAAAAUAGAUAAAAGUAUACCAAAAAUUGUAGCAUUUGAAACAGUACAUUCUAUGACUGGUGAUAUAUGUCCUUUGGAAGACUUAUGUGAUAUUGCACAUAAAUAUAAUGCUCUAACAUUUGUUGAUGAAGUCCAUGCUGUUGGAUUAUAUGGUUAUUCAGGCGCUGGUAUUGGAGAAAGAGAUUGGGUACUUCAUAAAAUGGAUAUUAUAUCUGGCACUCUUGGAAAAGCUUUUGGUAAUGUUGGUGGUUAUAUUGUUGGAUCUGGUAAAUUAAUAGAUAUAAUACGAAGUUAUGCAGCAGGUUUUAUUUUCACAACUUCAUUACCACCAACAGUAUUAUAUGGUGCCUUGACAGCUAUUGAAAUUUUAGCUUCUGAUGAAGGAAGAUUAUUAAGGGCCAAUCAUCAAAAAAAUGUAGCUUAUAUGAAAUCUAUUUUAAGUACUGCAAAUCUUCCACUAGAACAAUCACCUUCUCAUAUCAUACCAAUAAAAAUUGGUGAUCCAUUAUUAUGUAGUCAGUUAGCUGAUUUAUUAAUAAAAGAUAAAGGACAUUAUGUUCAAGCAAUUAAUUAUCCAACUGUUCCUAAAGGAGAAGAAAAAUUAAGGCUAGCUCCAACUCCAAAACAUACUCAAACUAUGAUGGAUCAAUUUGUAAAAGAUAUAUUACAUGUUUUUCAUCGAUUGAAUAUACCAACAAUUAAACAUAAAUCAAACAACAUUCCAUGUGUAAUUCAGGUUCAUUGACAAAUAUUAAAUCUAAAAAUUUAAAAAAUCUGUAUAAUAUGAUUAUAAUUUAUUUAUGUAUUUACAAAUUUAUAUUAUAUGAAUAUCUAUGCUAUUGAAUAAUUCAAUAGCUGAAAUGUUAAA
Molecule: messenger RNA, 1945 nt
Organism: Apis laboriosa (Himalayan honeybee)
Lineage: Eukaryota; Metazoa; Arthropoda; Insecta; Hymenoptera; Apidae
Gene: Alas
Product: 5-aminolevulinate synthase, erythroid-specific, mitochondrial
Exons: 3
Coding region: 299-1822 (507 amino acids)
Biological process (GO): heme biosynthetic process; hemoglobin biosynthetic process; erythrocyte development
Cellular component (GO): mitochondrion
Molecular function (GO): pyridoxal phosphate binding; 5-aminolevulinate synthase activity
Source: RefSeq, a predicted model, not a curated record